This is a messenger RNA of Helianthus annuus (common sunflower), 424 nucleotides long. RefSeq names its product cytochrome b5. Bases 9 to 362 code for a protein of 117 amino acids. NCBI's taxonomy places the organism in Eukaryota, Viridiplantae, Streptophyta, Magnoliopsida, Asterales, Asteraceae. The record is from RefSeq and is a predicted model, not a curated record. The transcript is spliced from 3 exons. Gene Ontology annotation, cellular component: membrane; intracellular membrane-bounded organelle. Gene Ontology annotation, molecular function: heme binding.
UACUCUUAAUGGCGUCAGAUCAGAAAACCUUCGUGUUUGAUGAAGUCGCUAAGCACAAUAAAGCCGAUGAUUGCUGGCUUAUCAUCUCCGGGAAGGUUUAUGAUGUAACCUUGUUUAUGGAUAAUCAUCCUGGAGGUGGUGAAGUUUGGCUAAGAGCAACCGGCAAAGACGCAACAGUUGAUUUUAGUGAUGUCGAUCAUAGUGAUAUAGCUAAAGGAAAGAUGGAAAAGUAUUACAUUGGCGAGAUUGACCAGUCAACUAUUCCUGUGAAACAUUCCAAUUCGAAACACACUUUGAUUAUCAAGGUAUUACUUGUUGGAAUUAUGGUUGGUGCAUUGGGAAUACUAUUUGCAGUCCUCUAAGGAAACGGUUAUUAAUGGAAUACUUGUGCAUUUUAUGUAUUCACUAAAUCAAGUAACAUUUU